Pyrenophora tritici-repentis Pt-1C-BFP is the source of this 834-nucleotide messenger RNA. RefSeq names its product CutC, protein involved in copper resistance. Lineage: Eukaryota; Fungi; Ascomycota; Dothideomycetes; Pleosporales; Pleosporaceae. Gene Ontology annotation, molecular function: copper ion binding. The record is from RefSeq and is a predicted model, not a curated record.
AUGACGUCAUUUUACUUCCUAGCCGCCCUAGCCCCGGCCCGUGCGAUCUGCGAAGACCAUCGCAGAUCGUCUCCCGCCAUCAUCCAAUCCACAAUCCCACAAACACCUUUCGGACCUGAGCGCGUGGCCAAUGUGUCGUACAUGAUGCUUGAAAUUGCAGCCUUCAAUCCUCACUCGGCCAUUGCCGCCGCAAAAUCAGGCGCCCAUCGGAUUGAACUAUGUGCCGACUACGCUGCUGGUGGCGUCACCCCUUCCCUCUCAGCUUUGCAGCAAGUGCGGAAAGAAACCUCAAUACCAGUCAAUGUCAUGAUCCGACCACGGGGAGGCGACUUCAACUACUCGGACCAAGAGUUUCAGUCCAUGAAGCAAGAGGUGGAGAGUCUAUCGUCUUUGGCCACCGGCUUCGUCUUCGGCAUCUUGGACUACACCCAUCGUCUGGACAAAUCUCGCAACUGCGAGCUAGUAGACAUUGCUUCCCCACUUCCAUGUACAUUCCAUCGUGCAAUCGAUCAAGUAGAAGACAUGGAACAAGCUGUCGAGGCCGUCAUCUGUUGUGGGUUCAAGAGCAUACUGACUAGCGGCGGCAAGAGUACGGCGCUUGAAGGUGCUAAGAAGCUUCACCACUUGCAAACAAGAUUCGGAACAAGGAUAUCACUGAUAGCUGGAGGUGGGGUCCGGAGUACCAAUGCCGAAGAGCUCAGCAAACGGACUGGCAUAGAAUGGCUUCACUCCGCUGCUAUCACACAGCCCGGAGAAGACGUAGACGACGAAGAAGUGAAAAGGAUACAGCAAGUGCUUGCAACAUUUCAGCAUGAACAAGGCAGUAUGUGCUAA